Rhinocladiella mackenziei CBS 650.93 is the source of this 834-nucleotide messenger RNA. RefSeq lists its product as uncharacterized. The transcript has 2 exons. The coding region runs from base 1 to 834 and encodes 277 amino acids. Lineage: Eukaryota; Fungi; Ascomycota; Eurotiomycetes; Chaetothyriales; Herpotrichiellaceae. The record is from RefSeq and is a predicted model, not a curated record.
AUGACCGCCUCGCUGUCCAACACCAUGCUCCUGUCCCAAGUGGUCUUGGGCGCGGCGCUCACGGCCCUCGGCGCCUCUGAGUCCUCACACGUCCUCAUCACGGUGUUCGGGGCCAUGAACACCAUCAUCGCCGGCCUUGUCGCGUACCUCAAAUCGCGUGGCCAACCCAUGCGUGCACGCAUGUACCGUGACGACCUGGAACGAGUCGUCGACGAGAUCGAGAACUCCGAAAUCAUGUGGCUAGGCAUCUCGCGCGGGCGUGCAUGGCGGGCUGUGCGAAAUAACACCGUCAAUAAUCCGGACAUGUACAUGGCUGGGGCCGGGAAUGAAGGGUACAGCGCGACUCUGAGAUCUAGGCCAGCGGGCGGCGCACAAGGCAACAUGCCUCUGCCCAUUGCGGGGAGUCCACAACCUGUCAUGGCCGCACCGGUAGUCGGGGUCGAUCCCGGACCGCCAGGGCCUAAGAGUGCGGUUCUGACGCAGCAACCGCAGGCGCCGGAUCUAGACGAGAGUCCUGUGACGGCGAAACCGACGUCGAAGGAGGAGCAGAAGGAGGAGCCGAAGAAGGAAGAGGAGAAAGCCGAGGAAGAUGGAGACGCGAAAGGGACCGUAAAGGGAAAAGAGAAACAUAACGAAAAGGAGAAGGAUGGGAAGAAAGAUGAACCAUCUCCUUCUAAUUUUACUUCGGACGGACCCGCGAGCAAAGCAGACGCCGGAACCAGUGGCACCUCGUCGAACCCCCCGCUGCCACAACAGAAACACGAUCCCGAUGCAGAGCCGGCGAGUGAUCCGAAUGUACCGCUUAAGAAAGACUCCAUGGAUGGUGAGAGUUGA